AUCAAAGCCUUGUCCGUCUUUGUGUGCUUGCGACCACGUUAAUACUUGCCCGCCGAAUCGGCAUUGCAGUCGCCGCCCGAAGCGAUCUCUUCCCAAGGUUACCACGACCCUUACACAAAGCCUUAUCUUGCCCUCACCCUACCUGGCCAAACUCCAGGUGACAAACGCCCGGAACCUUCGCGCCUUGGCUUUGUUUGCGUUUUAUAUACGAACCGACUACCCUUCCGAACAUCGCAGCCAACCUCAACAGGUCAUAACAGUAGCAUCAUCAUUAUCACCGUUGUCGUUAUUUCCAGGCUCGUCUAGCUUUUCCUUGCCCCGCCUUCACCCACGCCCAAAAGGACACACGAAUGCAAAGGACCGUCGUUACCAUCAACAGCAAUGGCCGCCAAUCGGCGAGCUUCAUUCGUGUGGCUGCCGCAUUGGGGUGGCAGGUGCGAGCACAGAUGCGAGACCUCAACGGCAUAGUCGCGCGGGAACUUUCAGAGCUCGACAAUGUCACCGUCUACAUUGGAGCGCUAGAGGACAAGAAAUUUCUCGACGAUUUGUUCAAGAGUGCGCAGUGCGCUUUCAUCAAUACUACGCACUGGGGAGACGAGGUUGCGAUUGGUCGAUCGCUAGCCGAUGCCGCAAAGAAAGCUGGAAUCCAACACUACAUCUACUCAAGCAUGCCCGAUCACUCCGUCUUUGGCAACGGCUGGAGGGCGCUACCGCUCUGGGCGCCAAAAUUCACCGUUGAGCAGUAUGUCCGCCAGAUUGGGCUGCCCGCCACCUUCGUAUAUUGCGGCAUUUACCACAACAACUUCACCGGCCUCGAUUUUCCCCUCUUCCGCAUGGAGCACCAGUACGACGGAAGUUUUGUUUGGCAAGCCCCUUUCCACCCCGAUCAACCUCUGCCUUGGCUAGACUCGGAACACGACAUAGGGCCAGCUAUUUACCAGCUAUUUAAGGAAGGUCCACGAAAGUGGAACGGCAAACGGUAA
Pyrenophora tritici-repentis Pt-1C-BFP is the source of this 983-nucleotide messenger RNA. RefSeq names its product nitrogen metabolite repression regulator NmrA. Gene Ontology annotation, cellular component: nucleus. Lineage: Eukaryota; Fungi; Ascomycota; Dothideomycetes; Pleosporales; Pleosporaceae. The record is from RefSeq and is a predicted model, not a curated record.